Polistes dominula (European paper wasp) is the source of this 2651-nucleotide messenger RNA. RefSeq lists its product as uncharacterized. The record is from RefSeq and is a predicted model, not a curated record. Lineage: Eukaryota; Metazoa; Arthropoda; Insecta; Hymenoptera; Vespidae.
GAUACAUUUUUUUUCUCUACGGUUCGUUAAACCUUAAGAAAGGUAAAAAGAAAAAAAGAAAAAUACACAAAGACAUUGGAAGAUGAUUCCUGGUUUUGCAAUAGAGUUCGAUCUAUCGAAAGUUUUGAUUAUUCGUGGAAAGCAAGACGAGAGUAGGAGGUCCGAAAGAAAUUUGGGAGUUCUUUAAUUGUAAGUAUAUAAAAAAAACAAAAACAAAAAAGAAAAAAAGAAAAAGAUUGGACACUCUCUCGCGAUUGGUUUAAAGGUGGGAGCUGGUAUAAAGUGAGGAAGUACUCGAUGGCGCCAGCCAGUUAGUUCAGUGAGAGUGCCGCGAUCAUUUUGCCGAUCUACCGUGAAAGUCACGAUCACGUAGUACAAGAUGUUCCUGUUGAUUUUAUUAUCAUGCUGCUCGAUAGUUCCAAUUCUAUCAGAAAAGACGUUGUUGAAUCAAAAUGAACUGAAGGAACGAGCAUCGGCACAAUUACAACGAUUAGCACCGUAUCGAAGGUCGAUUGAUCGAACUGGGUCGGAUCCUCCUCCUUCGAGUUCGGAGAUGCCGAUAAUCGAACAAAAGGGAACUUUGGAGAAGUCUAAGGAACAGGAAGAGCAAAGAAUAGCUAUGCAAAUUCUCGAGAUGAUCGAGAAAUCGGAUGAAUUUAAAAAAGCUGUGGGAAGUAUGAAGAAAAUCGAUGAUAAUAAAUUAAGGAUUGAUUUUGAAACGGAUCCAAAGUACGCUGAGUUAUUGCAAGAACAGGAUAGAAUUAAACGAUCGGGUUCAGGUGGUUUUGUUACCGGAUCUAGUAGCAUCAUUUCGGGUAUAGCCAGUGGAAUAAUUGGUGGUCUUGCUAGUGCAUCGGGAGCAGCUUCGAGAGGUUCUUCGGGAAGCAGUGGUCAACCUACUCAUGUUGUUUAUGGUCCACCUGUUCAACCGUAUGGCGAGAAAACGUUUGACGUAUGGGAUUUCAAAAAAGCUAUUUUAAACACCGUUAUACAAGCAUUAAAAGCCAUAAGUGGUGGAGUUCUCGCAUUAAAAGGUCAACUGAUCAAAGGAGGUGGUUUCUUGGUAUCUACUAAAGGAAAAAUUAUCAGUUCGACUGGUGAUGCCAUAAGUUCGCUGGGUCGUCAUAUUGCGGCUAGUGCUGUUGUGCAACCACCGAAAGUACAAUAUGGUCCACCGAGUUAUGGUUACGAUCAUCGACCAAUUGAACACGACAGCACCUACGACGGACCCCCACCCCAAGUAGAGGAUUAUUCUGGACCAGCUAAUCAUUUCGACGGACAUUUUCCAUCGGCAUCGGACGACGAUGAUCGCUCAGGACCUCUGCUCGUGAAACCGAUGAAGACGGAACAAAACGAUCAGAAUGACAAGGAUCAUCAACUAGAGCUGGAUUUACGGCAUCCUAAUCUCCAAGAUCUAGAGAAUAGUUUUGGUGGGCCUCAAAUGGGAUCUAACGAACAGGAACUACAAAAUUCUGGAUAUUCCUCGAACGAUAAUAAAAACAACUUAGGUUCGUCAUCCAUAUAUCCAGGGAAACCUCAACCAACGUUUAACUCGGAACAAGUGAUUUAUACCAAAGAUCAGAUUUAUCAGUUGGACGAGGAGAAAAAGUUACCGCAAAUUUAUCCAAACUCGUUGGAAGCUCAGAAAAUAGAACCAGGUUUUUCAUCUAAUUUGGCAACACAACAAUUGUCCAUUCAACAGAGUCUAGAAUAUCCAACGAUUCAUCUUCAACAGAUUCAAUAUUCAUUCCCGGAAAAGGAUUUAUCUAUACCAACUUAUAAUGAUCUCUCUUCGUUGCAUACAAAUUUACCUCUAGCAACGCCACAAUUUGACACCUUAAAAAUAUCAAUGUUGGAACAUCAGAAAGGAUUAGAAUUACCAAAACUACAAGCACAAGAUUUUAACGCUUUGCCAACGUUUUCAAGUGUUCACAUUGAUAUCGCCGCUCAAGAACCUCUAACUUUACCAUUGUUAAAUCCUAUUAACGCUCAUUACUGGCCAAAACGUAGCGCGUUACAACCUGCCAUUCAUUUUCCCAAUAGGAAUAUUAUUUGGAAGAGGAGUAGCAUACAAAGGAAGAGGUUAACAGCGAGAUCAUCUCCGAGUUUUCACGAUAGGAGAUCAUUUCGAGUCUAGAAACUGUUCAGGAUAAGACGCAGGUAACAUUACGUGAAAUUCGGUUGACUCUUUGGACUCUAACAGGCUCUAACUUUAUUUUUCAAAAUAUUAACAAUACAUUUGUUUUGUUUUUGAAUAAUAAAUUGAAAGAAAGUUUGCGAAAAUUGUUGUAAAGUUUGUCGAUACAAAGACGAGUUCAAAAGAAUAUAAAAGCAACGCGACCGUUCCGGGCGGAAAGUCUGGAAAGUCGUCGAGUUUACUUUCGUUUUUUGCUACAAGAGCUACAAGAAGAAAGGGGCGCCUGUUGAUCGAGUAAAAGUCGACGAACCGCUAACGAAGCGAAAGUGUUCGUAGGUCUUUGGGUCUUCUUGGAGAACUGAGGACAAACUGGGGAGGGACAAGAGAAGGAGGAGAUUAGGGGGAGGGGGAAGGCUUUCUCAUCGAUUGAUAUUCAUAUGGAUACAUACUCGGCUAACGUGAAAUAUUUCUAACUAAACUACGGAACAUAAUUAUUAUCAUUAUAUAUCUUAUA